AUGUACAGGGUUUGGCCCACAAUUGCAGAGAGGGACUGCAAUGGCACUCGGCAGUCUCCAAAAGACAUUGUAACUGUUAAUAUCCUGCCUGAUGCUAAUCUAAAUUCCUUUAAAUUUACUGGUUAUGACGACGAAACAACCUUAUAUGAAAUUGAAAAUCUUGGCUACACAAUUCAGAUUGCACUUGAUCAAGAAAAAAUGAAAGUGCAAGGAGGUGAUCUGCCAGGAUUGUUAAUCAGUACUCAGAUUCAUUUUCACUGGGGUAAAGGCAGUGCCAUGCCUGGAUCUGAACAUGCAGUAGAUGGCAAAAGAUAUCCAAUGGAGAUACACAUAGUAAACAAAGCAGUAGAUGUUCCAAAUUUAUUGGCUGCCCUUGGUUUCUUUAUUGAGGCCACAAAUGACACUGGGAAGCCAAAGAGCUGGAAGAUCUUGACAUCUUAUCUUGCAGAAAUUGCCAAUGCAGGUGAUAAAGUGUGCAUCACCAAAUAUAUAUCCAUGGACGAUUUGCUCCCCGGAGUCGACCGAACUAAAUACUACCGCUAUUUUGGUUCUUUGACCACACCCAACUGCAUUGAAGGAGUAGUGUUGACAAUCUUUAAAGAUCCUAUUAAAGUCAGCCGAGACUUGAUUGACCUGUUCAGUACAACUGUCCAUGUCAACAAGGCGUCCAGCUCACCCCUAAUGACCAACACUUUCAGGGGGAUCCAGGCCAUCAAUCGCAGAAUUGUCAAAUCACAAGUAACUGGUUCUAUUUUAUCAUCCGAAACAAACCCUUGUUUUUGCUCCUGUAUCUAUUUCAACAUUUGA
Triplophysa dalaica is the source of this 807-nucleotide messenger RNA. Its product is annotated as carbonic anhydrase 4-like. Lineage: Eukaryota; Metazoa; Chordata; Actinopteri; Cypriniformes; Nemacheilidae. Gene Ontology annotation, cellular component: plasma membrane. The transcript has 7 exons. The coding region runs from base 1 to 807 and encodes 268 amino acids. The record is from RefSeq and is a predicted model, not a curated record. Gene Ontology annotation, molecular function: zinc ion binding; carbonate dehydratase activity.